Messenger RNA from Hibiscus syriacus, 928 nucleotides. Its product is annotated as sucrose transport protein SUC3-like. The transcript has 9 exons. Bases 451 to 759 code for a protein of 102 amino acids. Gene Ontology annotation, cellular component: membrane. NCBI's taxonomy places the organism in Eukaryota, Viridiplantae, Streptophyta, Magnoliopsida, Malvales, Malvaceae. Gene Ontology annotation, molecular function: sucrose:proton symporter activity. The record is from RefSeq and is a predicted model, not a curated record.
ACUAUAGUGAGUCAACUGGCAGAUUGGUCUACGGGAAUAGAUGCAGUGUGCCUGGGGUAGGCUACAUCAGUUCAUCACUAAAUAUAUCACUUGAACUACACGGUGGGUGGUUCCCUCGGCUGGUUCGACACCUUUGAAAAGCAUGAUGUCAAUUACCAAAAAUGGGCGGAUUCCAACAACUUCAGCUUGGGUGAUUUCCUCAGUUCAACCUUGUGUUGGUGUUUGGAGUAAUAAAUGCACAUCAAAGUAUGGAAUAAGACGGCCUUUUAUCCUUGCUGGAUCACUCAUGAUCUCUGUUGUUGUGAUAGUAAUCGGGUUUUCUGCAGAUGUUGGAUACAUUUUAGGUGAUACAAGAGAGCAUUGCAGGUUCAACCUUGUGUUGGUGUUUGGAGUGAUAAAUGCACAUCAAAGUAUGGAAGGAGACGGCCUUUUAUCCUUGAUGGAUCACUCAUGAUCUCUGUUGCUGGGCGGCUUUUGUCUUUGUUAUUGGAUUCUGGAUGUUGGAUCUUGCCAACAAUACAGUGCGGGGACCAGCUUGUGCCCUUCUGGCAGAUCUAUCAGGUCCUGAUCAGCACAAUUCUUCUAAAGUUAUAUGUUGUUUAUGGAUGGUUGUUGGAAACAUCUUGGGAUUUUCAGCUGGUGCUAGUGGGAGUUGGCAUAGAUGGUUUCCUUUCUUGUAAAGUAGAGCUUGCUAUGAAGGCUGUGCCAAUCUUAAAGCAACAUUUCUUGACACAGGAACAGUGCGGAAAAUGGCCUUGAAAAUGGUUGCAGACAAAGAAAAAUGGGAGGAGUUGCAGAAGUUGAAUCUCCAAAAAAAUUUGGAAUAGCUUUUAGGCCAGGAAUCCAGCCAAAUGGCAUUUGUAGCUUAUAUUAUAUGUAUACUAAUUUAUUUUUCUUUCCAUAUGUGGACUUGAACUCAAUACUAAAA